AUGAAGAAAAGUAAAUCCAUUCAGUGUGGAAAGUACUUCAAAUAUAGAUCACAGCUUCUUGUGAACCAAAGGGUACACAGAGGAGAGAAACCUUCAAAGCAUGGAAAGAAAUUGAGUCAGAGUAAUAAUCUUCAACAGCAAAGAAUACACAAAGAGAAAAAAGGUUUUGAAUGUUUAGAGUGUGGAAAGAAAUUCAGUCGGAGUGGUCAUCUUCAAUCACACCAAAGAACCCACACAGGAGAAAAACCUUUUGAAUGCACAGAGUGUGGAAGGAAAUUCAGUUACAGUUCCAAUCUUCAACGGCAUCAAACAUCCCACACAGGGGAGAAACCUUUUGAAUGCUCAGAGUGUGGGAAGAGAUUCCGUCUGAGUUUCAAUCUUCAACAGCAUCAAAGAUCCCACACAGGAGAGAAACCUUUUGAUUGCUCAGUGUGUGGAAAGAGAUUCAGUCGCAGUGGCAGUCUUCAAAUGCAUCAGAGAACCCACACAGGGGAGAAACCUUUUGAAUGCUCAGAGUGUGGAAAGAGAUUCUGUGAGAGUUCCAGCCUUCAAAAGCAUCAUAGAACCCACACAGGAGAGAAACCUUUUGAAUGCCCAAAGUGUGGAAUGAGAUUCAGUCGCAUUGGCAGUCUUCAAGUGCAUCAGAGAACCCACACAGGGGAGAAACCUUUUGAAUGCACAGAGUGUGGAAGAAAAUUCAGUCACAGUUCCAAUCUUCAACGGCAUCAAAGAUCCCACAAAGGGGAGAAACCUUUUGAAUGCUCAGAGUGUGGAAAGAGAUUCCAUCUGAGUUUCAAUCUUCAACAACAUCAAAGAACCCACACAGGGGAGAAACCUUUCGAAUGCUCAGAGUGUGGAAAGAGAUUCAGUCGCAGUGGCAGUCUUCAAAUUCAUCAGAGAACCCACACAGGGGAGAAACCUUUUGAAUGCUCAGAGUGUGGAAAGAGAUUCAGUCACAGUGGCGGUCUUCAAAUGCAGCAGAGAACCCAUACAGGGGAGAAAGGUUUUGAAUGCAGAGUGUGGGAAGAUAUUCAUUGA
Messenger RNA from Heteronotia binoei (common prickly gecko), 1038 nucleotides. RefSeq names its product gastrula zinc finger protein XlCGF17.1-like. Bases 1 to 1038 code for a protein of 345 amino acids. The record is from RefSeq and is a predicted model, not a curated record. Gene Ontology annotation, biological process: regulation of transcription by RNA polymerase II. Gene Ontology annotation, cellular component: nucleus. Gene Ontology annotation, molecular function: DNA-binding transcription factor activity, RNA polymerase II-specific; RNA polymerase II transcription regulatory region sequence-specific DNA binding. Lineage: Eukaryota; Metazoa; Chordata; Lepidosauria; Squamata; Gekkonidae. The transcript has a single exon.